This is a messenger RNA of Vanessa tameamea, 607 nucleotides long. RefSeq names its product A-kinase anchor protein 14-like. The transcript has 4 exons. NCBI's taxonomy places the organism in Eukaryota, Metazoa, Arthropoda, Insecta, Lepidoptera, Nymphalidae. The record is from RefSeq and is a predicted model, not a curated record. Bases 80 to 502 code for a protein of 140 amino acids.
UACCAAAUCGGUAUAUAAGGUGCGUACGCGCAUUUAUUGGUCACAGAACAAAUUUACUUCGGUAGCAACGGUCUCAAACAUGCGUUCCCUUGUAUUAUUCGCUCUCUUUGCGGUGGCUGCGGCCAAGCCCACUCCCGGAUUCCUCUCUGGUUGGGAUGAACCCUCUCUAAGCUAUGGACAUGAAGCGGCACCCGCUCUCACAAUAUCGCACGCAGCGCCCGUGUACCAAGCAGCCCCUGUAGUCCACGCUGCCCCGGUGUACCACGCUGCCCCUGUGGUCCAUGCUGCGCCUGUUGCAGUCGCUAAAGCGGCUACUAGCUACUCUUCCUUCCAACGUGUGAUCCACCCUGUCCAACAUCAAGUUGUUGCACAGCCCGUGGUUCAUGCAGCCCCCGUGGUCCAUGCUGCCCCAGUGAUCGCCCAACCCAUCGUCCAUGCUGCCCCUGUCAUCUCUCAUGCCCCGAUCGCCACCUACGCUCAAUCCUACGGUCAUGGGUGGUAGAUGGUUAACUUAUAUGUAUUGUAAAUAAUGUUUAUGUCUGUGCGCGUUGAGAUCAUGCCCGAUGUGUCGGGGUGGUGCAAAUAAAUAUUUAUAUCAGUAUUUGUA